UUGAUAACCUAAAAAUAUUGGUGGAUUCUGAAAGAUCCAUCAGAGAGAAAACAUAUGAAAAGUUUUCUUUCAUUCUGGGUCAAUAUAUAGAGCAACCACAUUUGAUAGAUUCCCACAUAAAUGAGUUAUUAGAAAAAUUUAUUGCCAUUGUAAGGAACAGUGAUAACAGUAUUGUGCUGAAACAUCUAGCUUUCAAAUUCAUGUUUGUUGUUGUUAAUGUUAGAGGAUAUAAAGUAGUGGUGAGGCAUUUACCUCAUGAGGUAGCAGAUCUGGAACCUGUUUUACAAUUAUUGGAAAGGCAAGAUCCUACAGAUCCAGAUACAUGGACAACAAGAUACAUUUUACUGUUAUGGCUAUCUAUUAUUGUGAUAAUUCCAUUUCAUAUGUCCCGGUUUGACGGAUUUGACCAAAAAGAUGCCAAAAAAGAGACUGUUAUGGAUCGUAUUUUGACAGUUAUCAAGAGAUAUGCUGUAGUUUCCGAUAAAUGUAGAGAUGCCGCAGCCUAUUUGUCUCAUAAGUUUAUCACAAGGUGUUUAACCUUUUUACCACCAAGGAUAGCUUCUUGGAGAUAUAAAAGAGGACAGAGGUCUCUGGCUGUAAAUUUAAGCUCAGGAGAUGGUUCAGUUGCAAAAACUUCAGAUGAGGGAGAAGAUCAACAGGAAAAUGAAGAAGAUAUUGAAGUUCCAGAUGAAAUGGAAGAGAUUAUUGAUCAGCUGAUUCAUGGAUUGAGGAGCUCAGAUGGAGUUGUUAGGUGGUCAGCAGCAAAAGGUAUUGGUAGAGUGUCAGGAAGAUUACCUAAAGAAUUGGCAGAUGAUGUUGUGGGAUCGGUACUAGAGGAAUUCAAUUCACGAGAUUCUGAUGGAUGGCAUGGAGGUUGCCUUGCUCUUGCUGAGUUGGGUCGAAGAGGCUUACUUCUUCCUGAACGUUUGCCAGAAGUCGUUCCAGUGGUACUGAAAGCUUUAGUGUUUGAUGAACCUCGAGGAAGUUCCUCAGUAGGAUCUCACAUCAGAGAUGCUGCUUGUUAUGAUUGCUGGUCAUUCUCUAGAGCUUACGAAAGCCAUGUGUUGCAACCUUAUGUGAAUGAAAUUGCCAGUACUCUAUUGGUUGUUGCCUGCUUUGAUAAGGAGAUAAAUUGUAGGAGAGCAGCAUCAGCUGCAUUCCAAGAAAAUGUAGGUCGUCAAGGUACUUGUCCCCAUGGAAUAGAAAUUCAGAUGAAAGCCGACUUUUCAUCUGUGAGUGUUAGAACUCAUGCUUACCUCAAUAUUAGUACCUUCAUAGCACAAUUUGAAGAAUACACAGAGUCCUUGAUCAGCCACUUACUCACAAGAAAAGUUGACCAUUGGGAUUCCAAUAUAAGAGAGCUUACAGCCAAGGCCUUACAUAAUUUGACACCAAAACUUCCUGAAUACAUGAUCAAUAAAGCUCUACCAGCAUUAUUUGACAGAACAAAUUCCAUUGAUCUGAAUAGUCGACAUGGAGCUGUAUUAGCAAUAGGAGAAAUUUUCCAUUCGCUCUCUAAAACUGCGAAAGAAAGUUGUAUGAAACUUGAGUCUCUUCUGAAAGAGGAUCUAUUAGACAAAACCAAAAAAUUGAUUCUAACAUUUAGAGAGAAAAUGUAUUUCAGAGGAUUAGGAGGAGAAUUAAUGAGAAGAGCAUGUUGUGAUUUCAUAGAAAAAUGUUCUUUGGCAUCCAUGCCUUUUCACAAUGAAACUAUAAUUCAAGAUUGGCACAAUCUCCUCAAUGAAUGCUUAUCCUGCGACGUCCUCAGUAUACGUACAGUUGCAUUGAUUGCAUUACCUGCUCUGCUUGAGGAAUAUUAUUGUGAUAAACCAGAAGAAUAUGAUAAAGUUGUAAAGUUUUAUGUCAAGGAACUGUUGUGUGCCAGUAAUGAACACAGUAGAAUGGGAUACAGUUUGGCUUUAGGAGCACUUCCAAAACUCAUCUUGAAACCACAACUUGAUUUAGUGGUAUCUUCAUUGAUUGAAUCCACUGCGAUUACUCCAACGUCUUUGCAAUGGGCUGAGAGUAGAAGGGAUGCCAUCAAAGCUUUAACUUCUAUAGCAGUUGUAUCAGAAGGAGAUAUGGACAAUGAAAAUAUUGGUAAAAUAUACCACACAUUUUUGGAAGGUUUGAAAGAUUAUACACAAGACAAAAGAGGUGAUAUCGGAGCGUGGGUUAGAGAAGCUUGUAUAUCUGGUCUACAAAUCAUGACUUGUUUGGUGGAAAAAUUUUCAGUUGGAUUUUUGACACCCAAUUUAUUGAAUCAAAUUCUAUCAGGUAUUGCACAACAAGCUGUAGAAAAAAUUGAUAGGACUAGAGCACUUGCUGGAAGAGUAUUUUAUAGUCUUAUCUACAGUAACACUAUGAUAAAAAGCUUCACCUACUAUAGUGAUUUAUGUCGUAUAUUCCCAAAAGAAGAAUGCGAAGAAAUGAAUUGGAAUUCUGCUUCUGUUACAUUUCCGAAAUUUGUGCAACUUAUUCAACUACCACCUUUCACAUACAACAUUAUACUUGGACUCGUUUGCAGUGUUGGAGGCAUGACUGAGACAUUG
Messenger RNA from Leptinotarsa decemlineata (Colorado potato beetle), 2552 nucleotides. RefSeq names its product tubulin folding cofactor D (gene TBCD). The record is from RefSeq and is a predicted model, not a curated record. Gene Ontology annotation, biological process: post-chaperonin tubulin folding pathway; adherens junction assembly; microtubule cytoskeleton organization. NCBI's taxonomy places the organism in Eukaryota, Metazoa, Arthropoda, Insecta, Coleoptera, Chrysomelidae. Gene Ontology annotation, cellular component: lateral plasma membrane. Gene Ontology annotation, molecular function: GTPase activator activity; beta-tubulin binding.